This is a messenger RNA of Williopsis jadinii, 1467 nucleotides long. RefSeq lists its product as uncharacterized. Bases 1 to 1218 code for a protein of 405 amino acids. The record is from RefSeq and is a predicted model, not a curated record. Lineage: Eukaryota; Fungi; Ascomycota; Saccharomycetes; Phaffomycetales; Wickerhamomycetaceae. The transcript has a single exon.
AUGGUGCUUCAAGUAUACAACAUCAGAAAGGUGUCAUUUGUACCUUGGUCGUUAUUUCUACUUUCCCAAUUGACAGUUUUUGUUAUCAUUUUGAUAAUGAUCACUUCAUGGAAGUUGUCCUUUGUGGAACUGAACAAUCAAGAUAUCAAUGUUACGUCUGUUUAUGAGGACGAAAUACUCCGCAACAUUGGCAGUGAGAAUAGCAUGUAUUACACUGAAAUAUACAAUGAACAACUGCCAUCAUAUACUAUCAGUGACACAACACUGGCAGACUACUACCGGUUGUACUUAGACGAGUACUGCUCUGGUGAAUAUAUCAACGGCAGCUGGACUCAAAUUGAGUGUUUUACAUGGACAACAGAAGAUGGAGUCGAUGAGAUAUACGGCACCAGAAACUUGAACACCACGAUUAACGAUGUGGAUGAUGGUUUCACUUUGCACUAUUUUAACGACAAAAGUGGAACAGCCCGUGUAGCGUUGCACAAGCUAUUUUAUUCCAUGCUGGCAUUCAUCCCAUUUUCAAUAAUCAUUUGUUGCUUGUACUGGUUUUGCUUCACCGGGACUGAAACACGUUCACAUUGGGCUUGGAGAUCUCUGAUUUCAUUGUUUUGUUUGGCACCUGUGAUUGAAUCCAUACUAGCUGUGGUCUUUACAAGAAACAUGUAUACCGAUUUGAAGCACGCGAUAAACGACAAAAAGUCCUUAUCAGGGGUGAAAGCUGACUACUUUUAUACGCUGCUGUCAAUGUGUAUCCUCAUCCUUUCACUGACUGUCUUCGCUUUUCUGAUAAGUUCCUUCGUUUUAUUCUUUUUGAAACCUAUUUCUCCAAUGGUUGAAGUCGUUGACUUGAACUACAGUGGUGAGAAGGAGUUUGACACGCAAUCAACAUCUGCGUCAGAAAGUUCAAACUCUGUACCUACAAGAGGCACCUUCACAAACACUCCUCCUCAAUAUACUCCUCAUGAAUAUCCUCCAGCUCCAUUGUCAUACACACCACCUACGGAGUUUCACCCUUCUUUGCUAUUUCCCGCUUCACAGUACCAUCAGAACUAUUAUACAUCUACGUCUCAGCCUACUUAUAUUGAUGGAUCUCAAGUGCAUAACCCAUACUGUGCAUUUCAUGAUACCCAAUACCGUGACCAGAACCCCUAUACAGGAAUAAGUAGCCUUCUAGACAUCUUAAACCUGGGAAAUCAGCUGCUAUCAAUGUUCAGUUGAGCAAUGAGCAUUGAGCUGUUCGGAUCUUUACCACAACAUAUGAUUAACCAAACUUUGAAAGUUAGCUCUGAUCAACUAUUGUUUCAAUUUGAUUUUCUUAUCAUUGAGUAACUUUGUAGUACUCAUCGGUGAGAUCUAUGUAAGUUGAUGCCCGACACUUUCCCCUAAUUCCGCGCAAAGUUCCAAAUUCCCACCCUUUCUCAUUAGAGUAAACAUCAGCGAGCCGACUAAUUAAAAGUCUUAACACAG